Aureobasidium musti is the source of this 729-nucleotide messenger RNA. NCBI's taxonomy places the organism in Eukaryota, Fungi, Ascomycota, Dothideomycetes, Dothideales, Saccotheciaceae. The record is from the annotation of a GenBank genome assembly.
AUGGAAGGCAAUCGCGAACGACAAGCUGCAGAGCUAACCCUGCUCACAACAAUGUAUCCCUCCGAGUUCUCCUGGCGCACAACCCCACCUCCCGAUCUCGAAGCACCAACGACCAUAGCCACCGACCCCAACUUUAGCUUGACCAUCCACCCCAGCUAUGCACUCGAAUUCUCUCUUCCAGACACUUAUCCCGACACUCAAAAACCUCAUGUGUAUCUAUCUUGUGGUGGUGACGUAGACACCUCGACCCGGAAACGCGCAAGAGCAAAGUUGGCAGAAGUGGUUGACGAACAAGAAGUCGGCAUGGAGAUGCUCGAUCUCAUCGUCACUCUGUUUACCGAACACCUGCCAGAGUUGACUGAAGCCAAGUCACAUGCAGACCAACAUCAAGGCAAGGAGGGUACUGAGCAGCAACACAGUUCAAAAAUCAAGCGAGUGGUUAUAUGGUCACACCAUCUCUUAGCCACCUCGAAGCGAAAAGACAUUCAAGCGUGGUCAAAAGAGUUGUCCUUGAGCGGCUUCAGUCGUCCAGGUCAUCCGGGCAGUAUAUUCGUCGAGGGCGACGAAGACCAAGUGGACGAAUUCAUUCGUCGUCUGAAACAACUACGCUGGCAAGCUUUGCAAGUCAGAGGCGAAGAAACAGCUGACAAGCGCAUCUGCGGUCCUGGUGACGACGCUGACACCGCCGACCUGUUCCUCCAAGCCAUGAAGAUUGCAAAGACAGAUUAG